AUGAAUCUCCAAACUUUUAGUCUUUUUCUAAUUGUUCUUUCAUUUUUACUUGCAUCAUCUAUUACUGUUGAUGCUCGUUUUCAUAAACAUAUUAACAAACAUAUUAACAAAUAUGAUAAUGAACAUUCUAUUCCGUCUAUAAAACCCAAAUGCUCAACAUCAACUCCAACAUCAACUCCAACAUCAACUCCAACACCAACUCCAACACCAACUCCAACACCAACUCCAACACCAACUCCAACACCAACUCCAACACCAACAUCAACUCCAACUUGUUGUCAAUCAAGUGGCAGUCCGGGGUGGAAUAACCUUGAUCUUGCUGGUGGUAGUUAUAAUGCUCCUUAUGGUGCUAUUAUUACUAAUGCGGUGGAUUGUUGUCUUUAUUGUACUAGAAAUUCGAGUUGCCUUGGAUGGAGGUGGUUUUCACCUGCAAAUGCAACUAAUGUUUUGUGCGCAAUCCAACUGUCACGUGAUGAUGAAAAUUAA
Messenger RNA from Cetraspora pellucida, 486 nucleotides. Lineage: Eukaryota; Fungi; Glomeromycota; Glomeromycetes; Diversisporales; Gigasporaceae. The record is from the annotation of a GenBank genome assembly.